This is a messenger RNA of Malaya genurostris, 1981 nucleotides long. RefSeq names its product guanine nucleotide-binding protein-like 3 homolog (gene Ns1). Bases 94 to 1938 code for a protein of 614 amino acids. Lineage: Eukaryota; Metazoa; Arthropoda; Insecta; Diptera; Culicidae. The record is from RefSeq and is a predicted model, not a curated record. The transcript has 2 exons. Gene Ontology annotation, cellular component: nucleolus. Gene Ontology annotation, molecular function: GTP binding.
CAAAUGCAUUGCCCGUUCUUUUCAAAACAAACGUGAAAACGUGCUCGCCUGGGUUCUUAGCUCUGUCGGAGAAAUCGUGUUUUUCCUCUGAAAAUGGCACUGAAAGCGCUAAAAUGUCGCCAAUCGAAAAGACAGAAAGCCUCACUCAGGUACAAAGUUCUUAAGAAGAUUGCAGCCAGUAAGAGAAAGAAGGAAAAGGAAUCUAAAAAGUUACCUAAAUUUAAAUCCAAAAAGCAAAAACUUAUCCAGGUACCGAAUAUAUGUCCGUUCAAGAAAGAGAUUCUGGAAGAUGUUGCGGCGCAUAAGCAAUUUAACGAACAGGAAAAGGAACGAAAGCGAGAGCUGCUGAAGCAACAGAGACAGGAAGCGCUCAAGGGACAAACGAUCGAAUCCAUAGCUGCUGAUGCAAAUAAGCGCAGUCAGGAGUACGACCCAGACAAAGCAGAAACGGCUAUCGCAAAAAGUCAGGAAGAAUAUACAAAUGUUGGCAAAGGGAAGGAAGGUUCGUUGAGGGCAUACUUCAAGGAGUUUAAAAAAGUGAUAGAUGCGGCCGAUGUGGUAUUGGAAGUUGUCGAUGCCAGAGAUCCUCUCGGCACUAGAUGCACUGAGGUUGCACACAUUGUACGGGAAGCCCCGGGACAAAAGCGGUUGGUGCUGAUACUGAAUAAAGCCGAUCUCGUUCCGAGAGAAAACUUAGAGAAAUGGCUCAAGUAUCUUCGAAAAUCGAGUCCGGUAAUUCCGUUCAAAGCGACCACGCAGACUCAGAAGUAUCGUAUCGGAAAUCGCAAAUUUAAAGCUACUAAAACUUUGGAAUGCUCUCCUUGUAUUGGAGCAGAUUUACUGAAAGAACUGUUGGCAAACUACUGCCGCAGUGACGACAUUCGUACAUCCAUACGGGUCGGAAUCGUGGGACUUCCUAAUGUGGGCAAAAGCUCAUUGGUUAAUUCGUUGAAACGUAAGCGAGCCUGUUUGGUAGGUGCCAAACCUGGAAUUACCAAACAAAUGCAGGAAGUCCAGAUCUAUUCGCACGUGAAACUGAUUGACAGUCCCGGAAUAAUUUUUCAACGACCAAAAGACGAAGACAACAAUCGCUUUUACGCGUUGAAGAAUGCCCAAAAGGUAACGGAAAUUCAGGAUCCGUUUCCUUUAGCAGCUGACAUUCUGAAACGAGGGACUAUGAGCUUCUUUUGUAAAUUAUAUGAUGUUUCGGAAUUUCACUCGCCGGAUGAAUUCCUGGCCAAAAAGGCGAUCAAAAUGGGAGCGCUUGCUAAGAAAGGUAUUCCCGAUGUCAAGAAAGCGGCACGCAUGUUGAUCGAAGACUGGAAUGCUGGUAAGAUUAAAUACUGCACUCAUCCACCGGAGGAUGGAGACGACAUUCACGUUAGUGCCCAGCUAGUGUCGGCCGAUGCCCCGGAGUUUAAGUUGGAUAGUUUAGAUCAAGUGAUGCAAGCUUUAGGCAACGAAUACGAAGAAAGUUUCAAGAUGAAAGACAAGGAUGGCGAAGAGAUGGAAGUCAUCUCGAAAGAUGAGAUACUGACGAUGGAAAUCGAUACCAAAGGUCCCGUCAGUAUGCAACUUUCGAAAGAGGACGAAAAACGGAAAGCCCUGGACGAGCUGUUCAACAAUGGAAGUGGGAAAAUUAUCGAAACCGACGAGCAGACAGCGACUGCCAAGGGAAAGAAACGUAAGCUGAACGAUUAUGCCGAGGAGGAAAAGAAAUUCCGUAAGGAUCCCAUGUUUCAGCUGGAUGGAAAUAAAACGGUCAACAAGAAUCGUAAGGCUGAAUUGAAAGCCCGGAAGAAAGCCGUUGCCAAGGGUGAACGACGGGUGACGGAAGUGGCGGACGAUCUGGAGUCGUUUUCUCUUGAUGGUCAGUCGAAGAAAAAGAAGGUGUCCUCGGCGGAUGAUUACGAUUUUGAUAACGAUUAUCAAAUGUAAAAUUUGAGGUUUUCAUACUAAUAAAUAUCAAUUUAGAAAAAAA